Molecule: messenger RNA, 2124 nt
Organism: Cantharellus anzutake
Lineage: Eukaryota; Fungi; Basidiomycota; Agaricomycetes; Cantharellales; Hydnaceae
Product: glycosyltransferase family 2 protein
Exons: 21
Coding region: 1-2124 (707 amino acids)
Cellular component (GO): cell septum; cell periphery
Molecular function (GO): chitin synthase activity
Source: RefSeq, a predicted model, not a curated record
AUGCAUUUUGGCGUACCACCUCGCCGACAACAACGGCGGAACCGGGACGUCAAGAAAAUGAUACCACUCACCCAUGGGCAUCUCAUGAUCGACCUUGAGGUUCCGAACAAGCUGAUUAUUCCAGAAAGGGGGAGAGAGGAGUCCCUUUAUUGCAGGUACACUGGGGUCACCUGUGACCCAGAUGAUUUUUCCACCAAUAAUUAUUUUCUUCGCCAAAACAUUUCUGGACGUGAAACGGAAAUAGCUAUUUGCAUCACAAUGUAUAAUGAGGAUGAGGUUCUGUUAUGUCGAACGUUGUACGGAGUGAUGUGCAAUAUACGAGAGCUCUGCGCCGGAAAUCAAGUCGUACAUGGUAACUGCGGAGCCUUUUUGGGUAAAGAUGCUUGGAAGAAAGUUGUGGUUGUCAUUGUAGCUGAUGGCCGUAGACACAUUCAUCCUCGGGUUUUAGACUGUUUAGCCAUAUUAGGGGUGUAUCAACCUGGUCGGCAUAUGAGCAACACUAUUUUGGGCGAACAAGUGACUGCACACCUCUUCGAAUACACGGCAACUAUGGCUCUGGACGCGUCGAUACAGUUCCAAUUAAUGACACCCACCCAGAUAGUUUUCUGCAUGAAGGAGAAGAACCAGAAAAAAAUCAACUCUCACCGCUGGUUCUUCAAUGCAUUUGCAAAGCUUCUGCAGCCCAAAGUCUGUGUACUAAUCGAUGUUGGAACGCGACCUGCCUCGAAGAGCAUAUAUCAUCUGUGGAAAACAUUUGACCUGAAUUCCAACGUCGGCGGAGCUUGUGGGGAGGUAGCUGUUUAUAAGGGGCCUCAAUGGAGAGAAUUACUCAAUCCACUUGUCGCUGCGCAAAAUUUUGAAUACAAGAUGAGCAACAUUCUUGACAAGCCUCUUGAAUCGACUCUAGGGUAUAUUACCGUGCUGCCAGGAGCCUUCAGUGCCUAUCGUUAUAUUGCGCUCCAGAAUGACAACACUGAGCGUGGGCCGCUAGCAUCAUACUUCAGAGGGGAGGUCGCAGGAUUUGGCCACCAACAGGGAAUAUUCUCGAGCAACAUGUGUAUGUGUUGUCGUGGACUUCAUCGGAUUCUAUGCUUCGAACUUGUGGCUAAACAUGGUCAUGAUUGGAUUCUCCGCUAUGUCAAAUCCGCUGUCGGCGAAACAGACGUCCCCCACUCUCUUACCGAGUUUAUUAGUCAACGACGACGAUGGCUCAAUGGAUCGCUAUUUGCCUCGGUGUACGCCCUCGCCCACUUUCCUCAAAUCUUACGGUCGGAUCAUAGCGUCGCGCGGAAAACAGCUCUCAUGAUCGAAACCGGUUAUAAUUUCCUCAAUUUGUGUUUCUCUUGCGGCUUGUUUUCUAUUUGCCAUGGGAACAAACCAAAGGCUAGCCAGUGGAAGUACAAAGGCGCGGCGAUUUCCUUUGCUGCCGUUAGCGCAUAUAUGAUUGUUUGUGCCAUCUUCUGCGCUAUCCAAGUGGCACACUCAGGCAAGACUGGUCCUUAUUCCAAGCUAGUCUUAUCGAUUCUUUGUACCUUUGGGUUGUGGUGUGGAGCCUCCAUGCUAGCACUGGAUCCUGCACACUUGCUAACAUCCGCUAUCCCUUACAUGCUUCUGUCCCCUACGUAUAUCAUCAUUCUAAACACUUUUGCAUUCUCCAAUCUGGACGAUAUUUCAUGGGGUACUAAGGAACAGGUCAGAUCCGAGGACGACCUUGGUGUCGUGAAGUCAAAAAUACGUGGGACUCAAAACGUUGUGGAAGUAGAACUACCGUCAACAGAAGAGAAGGAUGUUGAUGCUCUAUACGUUGAAGCGCUAGAGAACCUUAAGACCCGUAAACCGAAAGACCCGCCCCCCUUGGACGUUCAUGCUGCCCAGAUGCAGGAAGCAAAGGAUUACUAUGCCAACAUCAGGACCAAUGUAUUGCUUUUUUGGGUUUUAUCGAAUGCCCUUCUUGUCGUCAGCAUCUUGGGGGUAGGGAAUGCAACAGCCACCUUCUCUGAUGAUCCUAGCGGCCAGCGAACACGCGCAUAUAUGACUUGCGUCCUUAUUUUCGUUGCAAUUUCUAGCGCAAUACGUUUUUUUGGAUCUACGGUGUAUCUCGUAACUAUGUUGUUCACGGGAUAA